UGGCAAGUGUGCAGGUCAUUUCCACAUUCCUUGGCAAAUAGAAAUUCCAGAAACCAUGCGUUAUGCUCCAUAGGGUAGUUUCCCACUAUUUCAAAUCUUAUAGCUUAACUACCUUUGCCCACAACGUUCAACUGUGUGGCCUGCAAGGCUCAGUUAGAAAGAGCUCAUUAACAGUCAGAGAUUGCAGCACAAUGCAAAACAGAACUGACAAAUCCACAAAGGAAAAUACAGAAUGCCCCUUUAUGAUAUCCCACAUGGAUCACUUGGUCUUAACUGUCAAAAGCAUUCCAGAAACAAUCAAGUUUUAUGUGACUGCUUUAGGAAUGAAAGAAAUUACAUUUGGAUCAGGAAGGAAAGCUUUAGCAUUUGGACAACAAAAAUUAAAUUUGCAUGAAGCAGGAAAGGAGUUUGAGCCGAAAGCUGCACAUCCUAAGCCUGGUGCCAUUGAUAUUUGUUUUAUAACCAAAACACCUCUUGCAGAAGUUCAGAAACAUAUUCAACGCUGUAAUGUAGUCAUACAAGAGGGUCCAGUCCAGCGAACUGGUGCAAUGGGACCAAUUUUGUCAAUCUACUUUAGAGACCCAGAUGAGAAUUUGAUUGAGGUUUCCAACUAUAUUUGAUUGCUUUGUGAUGCAUCUGUCAUGAAUUAUGGUAUCAAAAUAAAGAUCAUCAUCAAGGGGACUGUCAAUCAAGAGUCA
This is a messenger RNA of Exaiptasia diaphana, 698 nucleotides long. Its product is annotated as glyoxalase domain-containing protein 5-like. The transcript is spliced from 2 exons. NCBI's taxonomy places the organism in Eukaryota, Metazoa, Cnidaria, Anthozoa, Actiniaria, Aiptasiidae. The coding region runs from base 63 to 620 and encodes 185 amino acids. The record is from RefSeq and is a predicted model, not a curated record.